UCCGCGGAGCAGCAGAGAAUGGAAAGCGGUGGUGGCGAAAGGAUGAGAGAACUGUUGGAGAAAUUGACCCUGGAAGAGAAAAUCCGACUUUUAAGCGCCGAGAACGUAUGGGAAACACCUGAAAUUGAAAGGGUUGGAAUUCCGUCUCUGAAGGUGACAGACGGCCCCAAUGGUGCGCGAGGAGGUUCGUUUUUCGACGGCACGACCGCCGCUUGCUUCCCUUCCUGUGUUUCCCUUGCUGCAACUUUCAACCGCAACCUCUCCUACCAAGUCGGCAAAGCCCUAGGCGAAGAAGCCAUCUCAAAGGGUGCGUAUCUUCUCUUAGGCCCGACAGUAUGCUGUCAUCGUUCGCCACUCGGGGGCCGCAACUUCGAGGCUUUCUCCGAAGAUCCAUACUUAUCGGGUGCAUUGGCGAGCGAGUAUGUCAAAGGACUGCAACAGGAGAACAGAGUCGCGUGUGCACUCAAGCACUUUUUGGCCAAUGAGCAGGACACAAGAAGGUUUUCAGUCAACGAAAUGAUAUCGGAGAGGGCUCUGAGGGAGAUUUACCUGAAGCCGUUUGAAAUCGUGGCUAAGGAGGCUGAUCCGUGGUCCUUCAUGUCCAGCUAUCCUAAGAUCAAUGGCCAACACGUAGACGCGCAAUCGAAGUUUCUGAUCGAUAUUCUUCGGAAUGAAUGGAAGUACGACGGCAUGGUCAUGUCGGACUGGGGUGCUACUAGCUCUAUCGAAAGUGUUCGUUGCGGUCUUGAUAUGGAAAUGCCAGGCCCUCCGCGCCAGAGAACGCUCGAAGCUACCCAAGCGGCCCUCAAGACUGGCCAGAUCAAGGAAAGCGACAUUGAUGCGCGCGUUCUCGCGACUCUUAAACUUCUGGAGAAGGUGGGUAAAUUCGAUGACCGGAAGACCACACCAGAGGAACAGGCCUUAGAUCGACCUGAGCACCGAUCUUUGAUUCGAAAAGCCGGAAGUGAAGGUCUCGUAUUACUCAAGAACGAAGGCCAAAUCUUACCAAUUGAUCCCAAGAAGACAAAAAAGAUCACGCUCUUAGGUCCGCUAGCCAAGUAUGCUGCUGCACACGGCGGCGGGAGUGCAAGCCUGAAUUGCCACUACAAAGUCACCCCUUAUGAUGCCUUUACAGAGAGGCUUGGAAAAGACGUCGAAAUAACACACUCUAAAGGCGCACAUAUUUUUCGCGUAUAUGCGGACCUCGAAGCUGGCUGCGUCAACUCGCGUGGCAACCCAGGCUUUCUCGCGGAAUAUUUCAUGAAUUUGCAGCCUUGCGACCUGCCUUUUCGCACUGAAGAAUUUCCUCGCGGCAAUUUCACCACACUCAUGAACACUCACGUCAUUGGUUGUAAGACGGUACGAUUUUCCACCACAUAUCGCCCUCCAGUAUCCGGUCAACACUACCUCAGCUUCUCCGGACUAGGGCCUUCUAAACUCUAUAUCAACGGCACCUUAGUAGCAGAGCAGCGCGAAUCAAUCAAGGAUGCCAUGGGCUUCUUUCUCGGAGUUCAAGAAGAAGUGCGCACUCAAUACGAGUUCGACUCAAGCAAAGAGUACAGCAUCGUCACCGAAACACACCCAUCGCCAUAUUCCAACGCAGAGCUGUACUUGAUGGAAGAUCAAUGCUCCACCCACAUAGGCCUUAUUGAACAAUCGGAAAUGGAGCAAGACGUUCUUUCGGAAGCUAUUGAUCUGGCACGCGAAGCAGACUUAGCCAUCGUCUUUGUAGGCAAUACCACUCAGUGGGAAACGGAAGGACAGGACCUCGAGUCUAUGACUCUCCCCGCCAACGGCUCGCAAGAUAGGCUUGUCGCAGCUAUUGUAGCUGCCAAUCCAAACAUUAUUGUUGUGAAUACGACUGGCGUCCCUGUCGAACUCCCAUGGCUGGACAGGGUGCCGGCCUUCAUCCAAGCUUGGUAUGCAGGCCAGGAGACUGGAAACGCAAUUCUCGAUGUAUUGCUCGGUGAGACGUGUCCGAGUGGCAAGCUACCCGUAAGCUGGCCAAAGAAGUAUGAACACACGGGUUGUUUCGAGCACUUCGGCCUUGACAGUUUCGAUUCCCGGAUAGUGGAGUACGUCGAGGGUGUGUUCGUUGGGUAUCGAUGGUUCGAUAAGAUGUGGGGAGGAGAAAAAGAGGUUCGCUUUCCGUUCGGGUAUGGACUGAGCUAUACUCAGUUCGAGCUGAGCGAUGUGAAGUUGCUGGGCAAGAUCUCGGAAAACGUUGAUGACGGCGUCAAAGUUAUCGUGAAGGUAAAGAAUAUAGGCAGUAUAGCAGGGGCGGAAACAGUCCAGGUAUAUGUUGAGCCGCCUGCUGAGCGAAGCAUUGAUCGGCCUAUGAAAACGUUAGUGGGAUUUGCCAAAGCUGAGCUACAAGCAGGUGAGGCACAGGAGGUGGAGAUCAAUUUCAGGAAAGAUGGCGCCGCAUAUUGGGAUGAUGUGCAGAGCAGGUGGAUGGUCAGCGAGGGAGCACAUGCUGUAUUGAUUGCGACGAGCUCAGAUCCUAAGGAUGUCAAGGUCCGUUUGGAGACGGUAGUCGAGGUUGAUUUUGCAUUCGGUCCCUGA
Messenger RNA from Periconia digitata, 2565 nucleotides. The record is from the annotation of a GenBank genome assembly. NCBI's taxonomy places the organism in Eukaryota, Fungi, Ascomycota, Dothideomycetes, Pleosporales, Periconiaceae.